This is a messenger RNA of Fibroporia radiculosa, 1275 nucleotides long. RefSeq lists its product as uncharacterized. The record is from RefSeq and is a predicted model, not a curated record. The coding region runs from base 1 to 1275 and encodes 424 amino acids. Lineage: Eukaryota; Fungi; Basidiomycota; Agaricomycetes; Polyporales; Fibroporiaceae. The transcript has 3 exons. Gene Ontology annotation, cellular component: mitochondrion.
AUGCUCGGCAAGCAUUCGCUCAAACAGGCCUCGUCGGUGGCCCGGAUAGCAACCUCCGAACCAUGUCCACCUAAGGUGCCCUCUUCCAGGUUGAGUUCAGUAUCAUUUCCAUCGCAUACACACACUUCUACAUCCACCUCACCAUCGACUAAUUACUGCCACUCUCAAAGGCGAUUUUAUUCCACGGGGAAUUCUUCUAAGCCAACAAAUAAGGACUCGAUAUUCUCGCCAUCUGCGUCACCAUGGGACCACGUCUUUGACGACAUUGUGGACAAGCCUAGUUUGCUUCCUUCGACAGCCCGAGCCAGUGGCGCACAAACGAGCAGAUUUCCUCGUCGCCAGAGAAUGACUGUUCGGGAAAUCAAUGCUUUCGACGAAAUGUUCAAUAUGAUUUUCAGUGCGGUCUCUGAAAAAAACAUACAGAGCACCGGUUCGAAACCUCGCUCGCUCUCCCCCACGUUAGGAAUUGGACGCAGAGGAUCCUCCGAGAUGGGUGAUUUGUUUGGGAGACUACGGAAGCAGUCGAAACAUAUCAAGUGGACGGACAAAGCGGACGAAGACCUCGACCGGAAGAAGGAACAAAUGGAGCUGUGCAAUACGGAUCAACAACUUCUUGACUGGGCCAUGAAGGAGGUGUUUGCAGAGUCACAGCGUUAUGAAGAGAAUGCAAGACGAUCGCUUGAAAAUCCUACGUCCUCCAAGGAGCCUGUGCAACUCCAGCCUCCAGCAUACCCUCACCUCAUAUCGCUACUCAUGCGUACCUUCCGCGAAAAGUACGCCGAUCCUCAUCUCUCAUUAUCCAUCUUCGACCACGCACGACAUCUUUCCAUACCAUCGUUCGUAUUCGGCUGUACAACGCCGGCGUACAACGAGCUCAUCGAGACGCGUUGGCGGUGCUUCCGCGAUCUACGUGGUGUUUGCGAUGCCCUCGAGGAAAUGCGGGUGAAUGGUGUAGAGAUGGACAAUCGCACGCGCAGCCUAGCGGAGAUGAUCCGCCGUGAGGUCGGCGAGCGCAAUCUCUGGCAAGAGGAAAGUUCGAUGGGAAGUGGCGAGGCCUGGGAUAUGGUCGCGAAGAUUGAGCAACUUACUGCAAAAGAGCCUUUCAUACGUAGAACCUCAACCUCUAAUGUCAAGAAAUCACAGAAGAAAUGGACGUGGGACCAAGAAAGCUGGAAGCGGGGAGGAUUGAAUGCUAGUGGGUCGUCGAAUGAUGGUUGGGAGUUUGGUCGAUGGGAUAGCACUGAGUCUUCAGGGUCGUCAACGCCGACGCGAUGA